GUGUAGCCAAUUUAAUUCAGUUUGGCAAAACAAGAAUCGAAAGUUGUCUUAACCAAGCUUUUAGGCAGCACACUUCUAGAUACCGUAUGUUUUUUGGCAAAACAGGAAUUACCGUUCAUUUUGAAGGGGAUGACUCUGACAAUAGAGGAAAUUACAGGAAAUUGUUAAGAUUCCAAAAAAAAUCAAACAUUUUCCAAACAUCUAAAAACGUCGACUGUUUUUUCGGACGGCUUGGAUUAGUCAUAGCAUAAGACGAUGA
Messenger RNA from Acanthoscelides obtectus, 259 nucleotides. Lineage: Eukaryota; Metazoa; Arthropoda; Insecta; Coleoptera; Chrysomelidae. The record is from the annotation of a GenBank genome assembly.